CCUUAUUCAGUGGAUUUACAUAAGGCUCCCAUCAGCCGGCCCACUCAUUACCACGUUUUAUACCCCCCUGCACUCAGAAAGCAUCAUGACAAAGUAGCUCCAUCCUGCUCUGCAACAGGGAAGUGAAGCAGCUUCUCGGAGCAGGUGUCUGAAGCGGUAAACUCCCCACAACACUGGAGCGGAGAGCAAGGAAGGAACUUUAUUUUGACUUUUUUUUUUAAUUAUUAUAUCCCUCUAUAUCCUUCGUUUUUCCCCCUCUGCUGCAGCGCGCACACAGCAGGCCUAUGUUGUGUUUUUAAUGUUCUCUAAAAUGGUAUCCAAGCUGACAUCCCUGCAGCAGGAGCUCCUCAGCGCCCUGCUGGACUCAGGGGUUACCAAAGAUGUUCUGAUCCAGGCCCUGGAUGAUAUGGACCUCAACGCGCCGGUCUUUGGAGUAAAACUGGAGAACAUAUCCAUGUCACCCGCUCCUCCUCACAGCGGCAAGAUGAACGGGGCGGACGCCGACUCCAAGCCCGUCUUCCACACGCUCACCAACGGCCACAGCAAGGGCAAGCUGUCCGGGGACGAGGGCUCCGAGGACGGGGACGACUACGACACCCCGCCGAUCCUGAAGGAGCUGCAGUCGCUCAACACGGAAGAGGCCGCCGAGCAGAGGGCGGAGGUGGAUCGCAUGUUAUCAGAGGAUCCAUGGCGUGCUGCCCGCAUGAUCAAAGGUUACAUGCAACAGCACAACAUCCCCCAACGGGAGGUGGUGGACGUUACAGGACUGAACCAAUCUCACCUCUCCCAGCAUCUCAACAAAGGCACGCCCAUGAAAACACAGAAGCGAGCGGCCCUCUACACCUGGUACGUCAGGAAACAGCGGGAAAUUCUCAGACAGUUCAACCAGGCAGUGCUAGGCUCUGGCAGCAACAUGACAGACAAAGGCAAUCAGGAUCAGGUGUUUUUUUUCCCAGAGUUCAACCCGUCCGGUCAGGGCAUGGGACCGCCCGGUGAAGAGGUUGGCAGCGAACCCUCCUGCAAGAAAAUGAGACGUAACCGUUUCAAAUGGGGCCCUGCGUCCCAACAAAUCCUGUACCAGGCCUAUGAAAGGCAGAAAAACCCCAGCAAGGAGGAGAGGGAAUCAUUGGUAGAAGAGUGCAACAGAGCUGAAUGUCUUCAGAGAGGCGUCUCCCCCUCCAAAGCUCAGGGCCUCGGCUCUAAUCUGGUCACCGAAGUGCGAGUCUACAACUGGUUUGCCAACCGGCGUAAAGAGGAAGCCUUCAGGCAGAAGCUGGCCAUGGACUCCGUCAGCCUACCACCCCACAUGCGUUACAGCCAAGGCCCCGGUGAGGUCACCUCCUCCACGACCAUAAGUCACCACAGUAGCAACGGCAUGGCGACCAGCCAAUCGGUGCUUCAGCAGGUGUCUCCGGGAGGAUUGGACCACAGCCACAGUCUGCUGUCACCUGACGUCAAGAUGAUUUCAGGUUCAGGUGGAGGACUUCCUCCAGUCAGUACACUGACCAACAUCCACAAUUCCCAUCACAGCCAUCAGCAGACACAAAACCUCAUCAUGCCUCUGUCUGGAGUCAUGGCAAUAGCACAGAGUUUAAACACGUCGCAAUCCCAGCCGGUGCCGGUGAUCAACAGCGUGGCGGGCAGCCUCGCGGCACUGCAGCCGGUGCAGUUUUCCCAGCAGCUCCACAGCCCCCACCAGCAGAGCCUGAUGCAGCAGUCCCCCAGCCACAUGAGCCAGCAGCCGUUCAUGGCUACUGUCACACACUCCCACAUGUAUCCUCACAAACAAGAGCCCCCACAAUAUUCCCACCAGUCACGUUUCCCCUCGGCCAUGGUGGUCACAGACGCCAACAGCAUCAGCACCCUCAGCUCAAUGUCCUCAAGCAAGACGGACGGCCCCGUAAACAAGAUGGUGCAACUUGGGGGUCUCUCCUGGUGUCCUCUUCAAGCUUGGUGAGAGCGUCCACCUGACUGCCUCGGUGCCCGGCAACGGGAGCACAUUUUUCCACCCUCUCCCAGCGGUAACCAUGACAACUCUUAAUAACCAGAAACGGCGCACUGGAUGAUGAGUCAGUCAACAAAACGAGAGGAGUGGCGACAACUGUGGGCCAUGCGGUGAAAAUGGGGAUGGUAUGGGGGGGAAGGGGGUGGGGGAAACCCAUUGCACCUGAAAGUGAGGAGACUGGAUUCCCCUUCCGCCGCACACAAAUGAUCAACAAGGAUGAUUUUAACACAAUCUUUGAAACCAGUAUUCAGUUUUUUAGGUAAGAGUUUUUAUGCCCCCCUGUCAUCCUCUUAUCUGAAAUUACAAAAGGAACAAAAACCAAGCACCCAAAAAAGCGCUCAGAAACUGUUGUGAUAUGGACUUGAACGAAGGCUCUGGGACAAACUUAUGUUACACUCUGAUUUAAGGUGGAAAUAUGAAGACAACCCAAAAGUAACAGACACAAAUAUCCGCCUCUGUGGGGGCUGAAAGACUCACAACAAGUUCCUGGAUGCCUACACAAAUUACUUUGCACGUGAGCAGAACUGUGUGACAAUCCCAAUGACCCCAUUGAUCUUGUGCAUGCAUUUGACAUUCCUACUUGGCUUUAAAGGAGUCUUCCAUGUUCUUUUUUCACACUCAGUUUUACUGUGCUUGCAAAAGUGCAGGCGAUGAAUGUGAGGGAUUCAUCAUUUCAGGUUGUUCAAUGUGUAUACUGUGAUUGAAAAGACUUUGACAAUCUUGAGAGGACUAUGCAAUGCGUCAAUACGCGAUGCUAGGUAAAACUGGACUUGGCACAGAACUCCACACACUUGAGACUGGAAAUGAAUAUGCACUAUCAGUGAAGUCACCAACAAUUAUGCUUAUAUUUACUGUACUGGAAUUGCUGUUGAUAAAGCUGCCUGUAAAAUAACACAAAAGCAGAUGGAUGUAUGUGUGACAAAAAUGCCAAAGAAUACGAGUCAGCCUGCAAUGUCUACGGAGGGAGACUGAAUCACACACUUUAAUGCGGCCCUUCCCCUCCAUGUUGUUUGCACACAGGUUCAGGUGAAUUUCAGGAAUGGGUCUCGCCCUCUUCCUCCUACUUCUCCCACUUCCUGCCUCAAUGUGAAGAGAUACCAAAUAGGACAAAUAUUGUUAAUAACUCCUCAUCUUACAUCAUGGUGGCAGGACCCCCCAAGGUUAGAAUGAAAAUAUUGACAAGUAUUCAGAAACAAAACAAGUCAUGUUAGUCUGGUAUUUUGUGAAGGAGAGAAACAUGAAAGAGCGCAAUGUUGUGAUAGCAGCUGCUCUAAUCAUACAGGAAUCCACAAAGACUGAGAAAUGUUGGGGAGAGGAGCGGCUGCUGUGGGUACAGACGCCCACGCGGACAGUUUCACACCUCUUCUUAACUGGACAUGAUGCAAACUAGCCAACAUCAGAUUGUUUCACCCUGCUCCGUGUGUCGGUUAACCGGCUCAGCCCUGGCUCUUUGUGGCAAAGCUUCUGUUUUCCCUCCUGUCAACAUGGAGGAACGGAGACUCCUUUAUGAAGUUGAGAAGUGGCAUCUUAUUUAAUCCGCAGCUAAAAUGGCGUUAGUUAAAAAUAAAGAACUUACACACUUAUUUGCAGAGGGAGAAAUCAAAAAGGUAGCAAAAAAAAAGCCCAUCCCUCAUCACUUUGCGACAUUGCUCAAAAUAUAUCUGGACAAUUCUCCUCACUCCAUCUACCAGAGUUCUGUAUGUUAGGAAGAGGUGUAAAGGUAGCAGCGAACUUCCUUCUGCCUAUUUUUGACUGUUUGGGCUUAGUCUACCUAAGUAACUAUAGGCUACAGGCGUGCAGGUGUGUGUUUGUGUCCAGUUUAUGUCAUUUUCCCAUGGCCUGUUUACUUUGUGAGCAAGGUUCUGUCCGAACAAAGAUUCAGUUACAGUUAACCUGAACUUAGCUGGACAAUGAUGAGAAAGGUUGAGAUGAGGACCAAAUUUGGCAUCAAGAAUCACUAUAACCACCCAUGUUUUUAUGAGACAAAAAUGGCAUUUUGACUACUGAACCCUGCAAUCAUAAGUGUGCCAGAUCCAGUCUCCUGUUCAAUAUUAGGUCACAUUUGUUAUUAUUAUGUUGGUUGGCUUGUGACUGUUAUUAUAGGCACAUCUACUGCCAUCUGAUCAGAGGGCACUCAUACUUGUGGGACAGGACAUGAUUCUAUUUCUCCUCCUAAUGUAUUAUUUUUGUAUAAAAAUUUGAAAUCAAUCAUAAAUCAUUAUUUAUACUUUUUGAGAAAAUGUUGAUAUUUCAAGUAAAUGUUUUUUUUCAAAAUGGA
Messenger RNA from Etheostoma cragini (Arkansas darter), 4283 nucleotides. RefSeq names its product HNF1 homeobox Ba (gene hnf1ba). The coding region runs from base 299 to 1957 and encodes 552 amino acids. The record is from RefSeq and is a predicted model, not a curated record. Lineage: Eukaryota; Metazoa; Chordata; Actinopteri; Perciformes; Percidae. Gene Ontology annotation, molecular function: DNA-binding transcription factor activity, RNA polymerase II-specific; RNA polymerase II cis-regulatory region sequence-specific DNA binding. Gene Ontology annotation, cellular component: nucleus. The transcript has 10 exons. Gene Ontology annotation, biological process: pancreas development; regulation of transcription by RNA polymerase II; insulin secretion.